AAAAAUACUUGACCCAAUACCCAGAAACCAUUCCUGCCGAGCAAACUUUUAAUGAUUUAGGAACGAGAGAAUAUUUAUUCUUUUGUGGUUUUGAACACUUUCUGGAAUUAGUCGCUCGUCAGAAAGCCACUAUCCAAGAUAUUUCUGGCAAAAGUUAUGAAGAUGAGAAAGAUUUGAAGGAGGGAGAAGUCAAACCGGCUUGGAAAUUUUUAACCGCUUGCCAAACUCAAGGGGUAAAAAACACCGGAGAGGAAUUAAGCGAGUUUACCGAUUUUUAUGCUAAGGGGAAAGAAGCAAUGGCGGCUGAUACACCAAACAGUUUUCACGAACCGAGUGGCCGCUUGGAAAGUGGUCAACAAGCCGGUUUAACCGAAGCCCAAAUUGAAAAAGCCGCUAUUCCGGAAAAGACAAAGAAGUUAGAAGAAAAUUUAAAAGCUAUUCCGACCACCGAGGAGGAAAGGAAUGACCUAAUUAAACAAAUUGACGAGUAUCCUCCUUAUGAAGGAACCGAUAAGAAAAAAUAUUCUAAAUUACAAACUGAACUUGAUGCUCUUCAUGGUUUUGGGCAAGAUUUUCCGACGACGGACAUUGAAGAAUCAAUAAAAAAAGCGGAAGGAGAAUUGAAUAAAGAAGCAAUUGAUUUAGAAACCCAUGACUAUCAACAAUUAAAAGUGGCUUGUCGAUUAUUACAAGAGAUUGAGGAGGCGGAAUUGGCUCAGAAAGAUGAAAUUGAAACUGAAUUGGAAAUUGAAGCAGCAAUUACAGAAGCCAAGAAUAAUACUAAUUCUGGUCGAUUGGAACCACUUUGCCAGAAAUUAAAACUCCUAAAUGAAACUGUCAAAGAACACAAAAGAAAGGUUUUAACCGAUAAUACGGGUUUACAACGUGAUUUAACAGAAGCGAUUGUGGUAGAUGCUGAUAAUAAAAGAGCUUGGCAUGAUAAAUAUCCAAAUGCCGAUACUUCUCUUGAAACGCUUGAAGAAUUAUAUACCAAAGCAUUAACCUUUAAUUUAAAAAAUUUUGAUGAUGAAACUGAGCAAGCCGAAACCUUGGAGAUUGCUAAUUUAACUGAGGAGGAGCAAGGAAUUAUAACUGAGGCUAAAACUCCCGAAGCGAUAGAGAAAGUCUGGGAAAAAAUUAUUACUGGCCGGCAAAAAGAUAGAGAAGAACAAAAAACAUUGGUAAAUCAGAUUACCGAAACUCUCGCCAAAUUUAAUGAGGUUCGCGGAAGUAAUGAAGAAUUAGGAAAAUUAUUAGAUGAAAUUAAUCCCGUUUCCCGUCCAAGCCGAGAAGCAAUUUUGGCCUAUUAUAAUAUAUUCUUUACUGCUGAUAGGUCGGUGGAUGGGGGAACGAUGGGUUCUCUUCACCGCUUAGGUUGGCAGUGUGAUAGGAAUGAAAUUGAGAUUAGAACGCCAACUGCCGAAGGUGAUGGGUAUUCUGUCUCCGAAAAAGCACCAAAAGAUAUUGCCGAAGGUUACCUUUACCAACUUCAUUUACAAAAUGGAACCACCGGAGAAGAUUUACCGGAUAAUUGGGAAACUUAUCAAGGAGGUCGAAAACGCAAUGUUUUGACCGAAGAAAAAGGUUUAGUCGAAGCCCGAGAAGCGGCCAAAGCAGGGGUUGCGGAAGUGGAAAAACUUAUUUUCGAACAUGUAGUAUUAAAUAGUGUCCCCGCGAUUAAUGCUGUCCAAGUGCUUUUAACCAAAAUUAAAAAAACUAUCACUGAAAUUACUGCAGCGACAGCGAGCCAAGCCCAAGCAGCGGUGGAUGAGUUAAAAGAUAAUUAUCCAGUUGAUGAGAAUUUAAACCAAGAAUUAUCCGCUAGUGAGUUAAAAUUAUUUGCGGCCAGUUAUGUUGACAAGGAUGAAGCAGAAGUUCUCUUAGAGGGUCAUAAGUUAGCCGAACUUGAUACCGUUAAAAAAGUCCAAGUCGUUCAUGAAACCUUAACUCUACUCCGUUCCUUUAUUAAUUGUUCGUUCGAUGAAUACACUGGUGUCGAGAACCUUAAAGAUUUAAACAAUUUAACUUUUAAUAUUAUUGAUAAGAUAAAAAAUAAGUUAGAUGACGAAUAUAAAGAGGUAAAAAUUGGAGAAGAAAAUGUUUUUGCUUUCGACUUGAUUGAUGCAAUAGUAGAUGAAAAAGUUAGCCAAUUGAAUGAAAAUGUUAGAAAUUUAUGA
This is a messenger RNA of Funneliformis geosporum, 2177 nucleotides long. NCBI's taxonomy places the organism in Eukaryota, Fungi, Glomeromycota, Glomeromycetes, Glomerales, Glomeraceae. The record is from the annotation of a GenBank genome assembly.